AUGCAUGGAAUCACUCAAUGCCCAAUUGCCCCGGAACACACCUACACAUACAAAUUCCGUGCAACGGAGUAUGGGCACACAUGGUAUCAUAGCCAUUACUCCCUGCAAUAUCCCGAUGGAGUUCUCGGACCAAUGAUCAUUCACGGUCCUCAAAGCGCAAACUACGAUGUCGAUGUCGGCACUGUCCUCGUCAGCGACUGGUCGCAUGAGACAGCGUUUAUUGACUUCUUCGGAGAGCUCACAGGCAACCCCCCGCCAAUGCAAAGCAAUCUGCUUCAAGGCAGGGGCCGAUUCCCUUGUUUCCAAGGAGACCCCAGAUGUGUUGGGCCUCCUGGCAAUUACUACGAGCUUAAUUUUGAAAAAGGGAAGAAGUACCUAUUGAGAUUGAUCAAUACAUCCACUGCGUCGCAAUUCAAGUUCUCAAUUGAUAACCAUAUCCUCACGGUUGUUUCUGCGGACUUUGUGCCUAUACACCCUUAUCAGACAAAGUAUUUGAACAUCGGUAUCGGCCAAAGAUACAGCGUAAUUGUUGAAGCGAACCCCUCUGGCCCAGAUGUAUCUGUAAACAGGGACUACUGGAUUCGAACAAUCCCUGCAGCGGGUUGUAAUAACAUCCAAUUCCCCGUCAAGCAAACUGGCAUAAUUAGAUACUUCUCUAACUCCACAUACACCCUCCCUGUAUCCAGCUUCUGGGUAACACAAAAAGGUCAAACGACGGAGCCUGAUGACUGCGACGACGAGGACAUGAAAAAUCUCGUACCCGUCGUGCCAAAGAGUUUGGUCCCCGGGGAUUAUGCAAAUAACUAUUCCUCCGAUACCUAUGAAGUUGGCCUGACAGAGCCGACAAUCGAGAAUCCCAUGCCCCAUGGUAACUAUAGCCGAUGGGAUAUUGCCACGCUUCCUAUGUGGCUCGAAUGGGGAAACCCAACCAUAUUGAAUCUUGAUAAGAAUGUUAGCAAUAUGAGUCAAGAAUUGUCGAUUGUCCCCGAGGAUUAUCAGAAUAGGUGGGUUGUUCUAGUGGUUGUCGGCAAUUUGACGCUCCCGUCCGGACAUAGCGCUGGAAAGCAGUCUAUCCCUACCAGGCACCCUAUCCACCUUCACGGCCAUGACUUCAUCCUCUUGGCCCAAAAUGAUACACAAUGGGACGCCAGCGACUGGACCGCUGCCGACGCCUUCAACAACAUGAACUACAAUAACCCCCCUCGCCGUGACGUCGCCCUUCUGCCAAGGAAUGGGUAUAUCGUUAUAGCCUUCAAAACCGAUAAUCCGGGACCAUGGCUUAUACAUUGCCACAUCGCCUGGCAUGCUAGCAGUGGCCUCGCAAUGCAGAUCAUGGAAGAUCAGGAGAACAUCGAACGGACGAUUAGGGACAAGAGGGCUAUCCAGGAGACUUGCGAUGCGUGGAAUACAUGGAACGCUACUAGGAAUGUGGAACAGGAUGAUUCUGGGGUCUGA
Tuber melanosporum (Perigord truffle) is the source of this 1455-nucleotide messenger RNA. RefSeq lists its product as uncharacterized. The transcript is spliced from 13 exons. Gene Ontology annotation, molecular function: copper ion binding; oxidoreductase activity. NCBI's taxonomy places the organism in Eukaryota, Fungi, Ascomycota, Pezizomycetes, Pezizales, Tuberaceae. The record is from RefSeq and is a predicted model, not a curated record. Bases 1 to 1455 code for a protein of 484 amino acids.